Messenger RNA from Sinocyclocheilus anshuiensis, 884 nucleotides. Its product is annotated as single-pass membrane and coiled-coil domain-containing protein 3-like. The record is from RefSeq and is a predicted model, not a curated record. NCBI's taxonomy places the organism in Eukaryota, Metazoa, Chordata, Actinopteri, Cypriniformes, Cyprinidae. The transcript has 3 exons. Bases 119 to 781 code for a protein of 220 amino acids.
CUCACGACCUGAAGAGUGCCUCCGAGCCAGAAGUCUUUGAUUGAAAAACUUUGGGUAACAAGAAAGAAGAGACCACAAAGGAGUCUUCUGUACCAGGCUGAUCCUAAUAUAAAGAAAAAUGUGGAGUGACAUCUUCUACCCUGAAAACCCUAAGAGAAGGGAGCAGCUCAUCCGCAGAAGUCAAGAGCUUCAAGAUCUGAUGAGGAACAACUUCAGAGCCACCAACCAACUGAUUGAUGCUAUGAACAAGCACUUGAGCUGCUCCUUCGAACAUAUCUUCCUGAACGAGAGCGCUACUCUUCGGGAGAACUGUGAUGUGAUAAUUGGAUGCAUGCGUAAGAUACAGGCAGAAGUAGAGAGGAUUGACAAGAGGCUGAAGGAGAAGCUGGAACCCACCCUGUACGAGAAACUGCGAAGCCUGUCUUUGUCUACUGUAGAUUUUAAAGCGAUUUCAAAGGCUUUUGAAGCAGUUUGUGGUAUUGCAACUGUGGGAGCUACUGUUUUAGUUGGCUAUUUAAUUGAUAAAGGAUUUAUUCUGGCAAACAUAACAAAAAAAUUUGCUAUAAUUGGAGCAGGUACAUUAGCCAGUGUUGCAUUGGCAGUGGUGUUCUUGGGGAUCGACAUGAUUGUUGAGGCCAUUCUUGGGAAAAUUGAGGGUGAUCAACUUAAGAAAGCCCUAGAAGAGUAUGACAGAGCUUUGGAGGAAUUCAGGCCAGCGUCUGAACAAUAUCAGGAUAAAAUUAACUAUGUCCGAAUCAAAAUUGAGGUUUUAAAUGAAUAAAAAAUAUCAGGUUAAAAUGUUUUCUUUUUGUGUUUGCUGGAAUUGUAAACGAAUAAUUGUUAUUACAUGUUUGUGCUGAAAAACAUGUAGAAAUUUAGCUCAA